Uncinocarpus reesii 1704 is the source of this 1575-nucleotide messenger RNA. RefSeq lists its product as uncharacterized. Gene Ontology annotation, cellular component: nuclear origin of replication recognition complex; nucleus. The transcript has 2 exons. Gene Ontology annotation, biological process: DNA replication. Lineage: Eukaryota; Fungi; Ascomycota; Eurotiomycetes; Onygenales; Onygenaceae. The record is from RefSeq and is a predicted model, not a curated record. The coding region runs from base 1 to 1575 and encodes 524 amino acids. Gene Ontology annotation, molecular function: DNA replication origin binding.
AUGACCCCCUACAAGUGCAGGAAUCAACACCGCGGAAAAGAAGAGUCCCGCCAAACAACUCAGGAAGCCCACAGCUCUGUGGACAAUUCUCCAACCCCCAAGCCAAACAGAAAACUUAACUUCUCGACACCGAGCAAGCCGCUCCGAUCCCAAAAUGUUGCAAAUGAUACCCCCUCUCGAACGAAGAAUGCAGAUCGCUCCGCGAAAAGAAAGAGCGCAGGGAUCCUCUUAAAUCCAAACGAAGACGACGUGUGGGAUGGGGGAGAGAAGCUAGCCCGGGAGAUAUGGGAUAUUGAAGAGGAAGCUGAAGCUGGAAAUGAGACCAAUAACAUCGAAGGAACGGAUGAUAUCCUUGCAACGACCAGAAAUCAUUUAACAGAAACGCCCACGAAGCAACGAGGUGGCAAACUGUCGAAAACACGAGCAAGUCGACGAACCCCAACUCCGGAGGGUGACAUUCCGCCCCAUGAAAGAUACUUCUUCCAAAACCGUCCUGGGCCAGUACUGACUUCGGAUCACACGCUCUCCAAACUGGCACUGCUAACACACGAAGAAUAUUUCGACCAUCUGGAGGAACACACUGAUUCGUAUGUGCAAGAAAGGGAAACACUUUUAGAGAUCCACGAGCGAUCGUUCCCGCAAUGGAAUUUCGAACUAAGCGAAGGAUUUAAUAUAUGUUUAUAUGGAUAUGGUUCCAAACGAAACCUCCUGCAGCGAUUUGCAGACUGGUUAUAUAUGUGGUAUAGCGAUCCUCCCAUCGUCAUUGUGAAUGGCUAUACCGCAAACAUCACGCUCAGAUCUAUUCUGGCGACUAUUGUAAGUGCUGUACUAGGCCCUGACGCCCCAUCAAAGCUGGGGACACAACCAAGCGAGAUUUUGGAUUUGUUGCAAACCAACCUCAGUGCGAACCCUCCAAAGCAACCGAUAACGGUUCUAAUAAAUUCGAUUGACUCGCUUUCAUUACGCCGUCAAUCCUACCAGGCUCUUUUAGCCCGUUUGGCCAGUUUUCCUCAUAUCAAUAUUGUUGCCACCGCUGACACGCCAAACUUCCUUCUUUUAUGGGAUAUUGGACUCAGAGACCAAUUCAACUUUGCUUUCCAUGACUGUACGACUUUUGCUCCCUACAGUGCCGAAAUCAAUGUUGUCGACGAAGUCCACAGCCUUCUUGGUCGCAAAGUCCGACGUAUAGGAGGAAAACAAGGAGUUGGCUUCGUACUCAAAAGUCUUCCGGAGAAUACGCGGAAACUAUACCGCCUUCUCAUUACCGAGCUCCUCACAAUGAUGGGCGACCAACAUGUUUCGGAAGACGAGGACAAUCAAGAGACCAAGGGUCAGCGGGAUAAGGCUAGCAAUGACCCCAAAGAAAUCGCGAUUGAAUGGCGCACGUUAUUCCACAAGGCAACUGAAGAAUUUAUUUCCUCAUCUGAGCUGAUGUUCCGAACGCAACUCAAAGAAUUUUACGACCACCAAAUGGUAGUCUCGCGGACAGAUGCAACUGGCGUGGAAAUGCUCGGAGUCCCUCUUUCAUUAGAAGAGAUGGAAAGUGUCCUUGAAGACCUGGUUAUUGAGCAAUGA